AGGACAUCCAGUGAAGUAUGUUCGAUAUGCAUUGACGGUUGUAAUGCAGAAAAUGCAAUAGUUGGUGUAUACACAGGAAGAUCCCACAAGCAGCAAUGUGAUAAUGAAUGGAUAAUCUGUUUCGUAAAUGUAUUUGGACUGAAUAUUACAUCAUGACGAAAAUACAGCCUUUCUUGGAGAAAAUGUUUCAAUAUACAGAAUUUUUCAAAGAACAUGGACAAAAUACUAUAACAUAGUGGACUCUGAAGCAGAUACAGUUCGUUCAUAGAAAAGCAUGGGAUACAAUAAGAGUCUCUGACUGAGAGGAUGGACUAUCGGCAAUUUAACAGUGUGUGGCUGAUGUAGUGACAUCUGGGCAAAAACUAAGACCUUUUGACUUUUAAUGGUUUGUACAUCAACAAGACCCUCAGCAUAUUGGAAAACUCGGGUAUCAAGGCUUUAGUUUGAUAUAAAAUGCAGCACUGCUCCUGGUUCCUGUACAUUGGAGAACACUUCUACUAAAGAAACUGGAAUGGAAUCAGCACACAGUGCAGAUCAUCAGAAAUUUCCCACUUCUGUAGUGGUCAUGUGUUUGGAGUCAUCGACAUAUACCUCAGGAGAAGAGUGUUUCAUUGGGUGUGAACAAGAUAAUAUUAACAAAACUGAAAUCAUUGAUCCUAAGGAAGAUGAUGACAAAAGGUCAGAGCACAAGAGUUCAUCACCACUGUGCUGUAUUAAGAAGCCAUUGGAAUUGUGCAGGGAGUCUGAACAUGCCAGUCGGAAUACUGAACCUAAUGGAAGUAAGCAGGAUGAAAUUUCACUGUACCCAACAGAAUGGAAUUUGGAAAGUAAUGUAGAAGAACCAGAUUCUGCUUCAAUUCACAUGAUGCCUUCUAUUUCCCCUCUAUAUAAAAAUACAUGCAAUACAAUUAAUUCAGCAACUGAGCUAAGAGUCAAGAAUCUUGGAUCAAGUGUUAUUGCAUUUUCUGACUAUGGGUGUCAAGCUGAAUCUAUGCCCUGUAAAAACACUGAACUCUACAUCUGUGAAGCAUCAGAUGUGUUUUGUGGACCUACUUCAUCUCAAAAUGAUUUCACAGAGUUGCUACACAAUUCAGGAUAUUUUAUGAGAAAGAGAAAGCAAGGUGUCAGUGAAGAGCAGAAAUACAGUGUUUCCAAUGUGAGUACAACUCUCUGCCAGUUUAGGAAAUACACUGAGGAAGUGGAGAUCCCUGAGGAAGACAAUCCAGGGGAGAAAAAAGAAAUGAGAGAAGAGGCAGUGUCAAAUGAAGAUGUCUUCCAUUGGAGAGACUCCAUGACUUUGCUGAUGAGGAAGCUUGACCAGCUGAACCUGGAUAUCGAGCAUGCACUUGGUGUUAGCCCCUCCCCUGCUAGCACCCCUGCCAUCAAGAGACAUCACCGCCAGCAGCCAGCACUGCCAUUGAAGUUGAGCCAGGAGACAGCUGAGAUUGAAGCCAAGGAAGCAUGUGACUGGUUGCGAGCUGCUGGAUUCCCUCAGUAUGCACAAUUAUAUGAAGAUUCCCAAUUUCCAAUUGAUAUUGCUUCUGUGAAGAAAGAUCAUGAUUUUCUUGACAAAGAUUUCAUAGAACCACUUUGUAGGCGACUGAAUACAUUGAACAAGUGCACUUCUAUGAAAAUAGAUAUCAGCCUUCCCAAGAAAAAAAGUGAAGACUCCGAUGAAGAGGACUUGUGUGCAAUUAGUGACAAAUGGACCUUUCAAAGAAGUAGCAAGAGAUGGUCAAGACUAGGCGACAUAGAUGUACUGUUUCCCAGGCAAGAUGGCCGCACAUCUACAGGAAGCAUGAAACUAAAAAAUACAACUAGCAGUGAGAGCGUGCUUACUGAUCUUAGCGAACCUGAGGUCUCCUCCAUUCACAGUGAAAGUAGUGGAGGAAGUGACAACAGAAGCUUGGCUGGUAGAACUGUCGAAACAAACAGUGCAACCACAGAACACCCAGAAAGUUCUGUACGGAACUGCGCUGAAACCACAGUAAUGCCAGGCUCCAUCUCACUGAAUAGUUCAUUCCCACAGACCGCAAAAGACAUUACGAACUGCAACUUUGGUGUGAAAACCGAAAAGAAUGCAAGAGUGAAAGCUAGGAAUCUACUAAAGCGUAUGGAAACAUUAAGACCAAGAGCUUCUCAUAAGUUAAAGGGAUCGAUGCGAUCUGGAGCUUUGGUUAUUAGUUCGCCUGUACUUCAACAGGAACCAGAGUCGCUGAAGACCAUGCGUUGUGUGGAGAUAGUCAAUGGAAAUCUUAAUAGUUUAGCAAAGGAUUCAACCAAGAGUGGAUUUUCUUCAUCUACUCAGUCUAGUAGCGAUAGCCACUCAGAAAACAGUGGUAGUGCGGUAAGUACACCAAGCUUAAAAUCAAGGAAAAGACGCUUUGCCAGCAAGCGGAGUGGCAUGUAUCUCGAGGAUGUAGACAUCAUGUCAGGAACAACAAUGAAGCAAGUGGCUGAUCAAAAUCGUAGGAAUGAAUUUUGUUCCCAGGAAAACCUUGUUGUUCACAUUCCAAAGGAUCACAAACCAGGAACCUUUCCAAAGGCACUUUCCAUUGAAAGCCUUUCCCCUUCUGACAAAUGCAGUCCUGUAAACUGGCGGACUGGGAGUAUCUCUCUAGGUAAACAGAAGUGCAGCAUGACCAAGCCCAAGAGCUGUUACCCAAGGGGAAGCAGAAUUAGUAUUUAUGACAAUGUGCCUGGAUCCCAUUUAUAUGCCAGUACUGGGGAUUUAAUGGAUUUGGAGAAAGAAGAUAUUUUUCCUCACUUGGAUGAUAUUUUGCAACAUGUGAAUGGACUGCAGCAGAUUGUGAACCAUUGGUCAAGAAAUGUUUUGCCUGAAAUACAGGAUGAUGAACUCUCAGUCUGUGAACGACAGUUCAACUCAUCCAAUCAUUUGAUGCUUGACUUUGAAAGACAUUCUAUGUCAGAUGGUCAGAUUACUCCCAGUGACCUUGAUCGAGAUGGGCAUUCCCUCAAUGAGUCUGAAGCAGUGGGAAUGAGAGAUCGGAGAGAUUCUGGAGUUGGUGCAUCUUUAACCAGACCUAGCAGGCAUCAGAGGUUGCGAUGGCACAGUUUCCAGAUCUCACAUCGACUCAGUUUCACUUUAGCCUCACUGCAGAUCAGCAACCAGUCAGCAGCUCAGCUCAAUCUGCUGCAGAAGUUCUCUCUCCUUCGCCUCACUGCUAUAAUGGAGAAAUAUUCCAUGUCUAACAAACAUGGCUGGACCUGGUCAGUGCCAAAAUUCAUGAAGAGGAUGAAAGUGCCAGACUACAAAGACAAGAAUGUCUUUGGUGUGCCUUUGAUAGUUCAUGUACAGAGGACGGGACAGCCCCUCCCUCAGAGCAUUCAGCAAGCCAUGCGCUAUCUCAGGAGCCAAUGUCUAGAUCAGGUGGGUCUUUUUAGGAAGUCUGGAGCCAAAUCCCGAAUUCAGGCACUUCGACAGAUGAAUGAGGCUUCCCCAGAUAAUGUUAGUUAUGAAGAUCAGUGCCCAUAUGAUGUCGCUGACAUGCUGAAGCAGUUCUUUCGGGAUCUUCCUGAUCCUCUCCUGACCAGCAAACUAGGGGAAACCUUUCUUCAUAUCUAUCAAUAUGUUCCCAAAGAGCAACGCUUGCAGGCAGUGCAGGCAGCCAGCAUGCUGAUGUCAGAUGAAAAUCGUGAGGUCCUGCAAACACUUCUUUGUUUCCUUAGUGACGUGACUUCCGUAACAGAAAAUCAAAUGACUGCCAUGAACCUUGCUGUCUGCCUUGCACCUUCCCUCUUCCACCUGAACUUGAUUAAGAAAGGAUCCUCCUCACCAAGGGUAAUGCAUCGCAAGUAUGCAUCAGGAAAACCUGAUCAGAAAGAUUUGAAUGAAAACUUAGCAGCAACUCAGGGGUUGGCUCAGAUGAUCACAGAGUGCAACAUCAUUUUCCAGAUCCCUCAAGAUAUGAUGACACAAUCACGGAACUCCUACAUUGAAGCUGAUGCCCAUCCCUUGACACUGGAGGAACUCGGGAAGCAACUAGAAGAUGAGGGAGCAAACUAUCAGACGUACCUGGAGAAUCUUAUCCAGAACCUUCAGAAAGAAGCCAGGGAGAAGUUUAAGGGCUGGGUUUCAUGUUCGUGCCCUGAUAACAUUGAACUUGCUUAUAAAAAGGUUGGUGAUGGCCACCCACUCCGUCUGUGGAAGGUGUCCAUUGAAGUGGAGGCUCCACCCUCUGUAGUGCUAAACCGGGUACUACGAGAGCGCCACCUGUGGGAUGAUGACCUUCUCCAGUGGAAAAUCAUAGAAGCCCUGGACAAGCAGACAGAAAUCUUCCAGUAUGUCUUGAACAGCAUGGCUCCUCAUCCCAGCAGGGACUUUGUCACUCUGAGAACAUGGAGAACGGAUUUACCAAAGGGAACAUGCGCACUAGUGGCCAUCUCCGUUGAACACGAUGAGGCACCCUUGGUGGGUGGAGUCCGAGCUAUGGUCAUGGAUAGUCAGUGUCUGAUUGAGCCAUGUGGCUCUGGGAAAUCCAGAAUGACCCAAAUCAGCAGAGUUGAUCUGAGGGGUCGGACUCCAGAAUGGUACAACAAAGCCUUUGGGUAUCUUUGUGCUGCAGACGUUGCUAGAAUUAGAAACUCAUUUCAACCUAUAAAUGCAGAAGGACCAGAAACCAAAAUCUGAAACAAAGAAGCCUCUAAUCAGGAGGGUUACAUUUGUCAAAGGAAAAUGUAUGCCAUUUUACAGGAAACAGAGAAGAAAAUAAAGGGGUGAUUAAGUACUUCACACUAAUGGUGAAUGGCCUGCUCUUCGGUAAAUAGAUUUGUAAAAUUAUCCUGUAUCAAGUGACUCUCCGGCAAGAGCUCUCACUGUGCUGUAUGGUUGCCAUGGUAUUCCUCUGGGUUACAGAUACACAGUGGUGUUGACCUGCAGCAUCCAUGGCAAGCUUUUCGAACAUUGCAGUCUGCCUCUUUGUGAUGUGAUUGAGUCUUUCCAAACUCCUGGGCCCAUUGCUGAAUCAGUUUGUAUAAGGUCAUGCUUCUGGAGCUGUUUGGAAGGUUAUUGUUUCAGCAUUUCUUUUUAUUUGUAAUUUAUCCAUGUAUGCUCAGUGGACUCCAAGAUUAGGGUCCAGGGAAUUGCAGUGGGGCUCCUAAAACAAUAAGAUCCAUAAAGCUAUACAAAAUUUUAAUCUGUGCUUUGCACAGUUUGAGGAAUAAAUGCUUCUGAGAAGCAUUUACAUUUAUAUAAAUAUGUGUGUGUGUAUAUAUAAAUAUAUAAAUAUGUAGAUAACAAAGAUAUCUAUGAAGAAUAAGCCUAAAUAUAUAUAAAACUGUAUCCAGAUUUUCAGCCUUUAACAAUCAGCUGCGAUGCUGGCUAAUGAGCUUAUAUUCCUGUCACUUGGAUCCCAAUAUCUUGCCAUAGAAUUUGAAGCAGAUUUUGCUGUGUAUGUCAGAUGUUUGCACAGUGAAGCCAUUUUCACAAUGACCUCUGUUAAGGUCAGAUUUGCUUUGACAAAGUUGCAGCUUGACUACCUGUAAUGAAAAUAGUUCAGAAUACCAACAGAGCUGAAAAUAAUGUGCAUGUACGGAUAAAGUAGAAUGUUUCACUAAGACCCUCCCUCCUGCCAACACGCAAAUAUAUAUUUAAAAAGUAAUUAUGCAGUUCAAUAAUUUAUUGUUCCCUCUGGAUUAGCAAAAACAAGAAUUUGUACUAGAAACUUAUUAAAGAACUUUUCUGAGGAGAAUAUGGUGUUGAUUUUACUCUACUAUUAUACUGGGCAUGUUUUAAAGCACAUUAUAAUUUUCACAAUAUUUUCCUAUGCAAUAUUCAAGGUGCAGUUACUCUUAAACAAUUGUGAAGAAAGUUGCCAUGUCAGUGUCAUGUACUUAAUUGCAAUACAUCUUUCAUGAGUGUAGUCACUUUAUAUCUGCAUGUGUCAAGUGGUUGUACUUCCAUUUGUACUUGGGCCAUAUUUUCAACAUAGUAUUAUAUCACUGAUUGGGAUUCAGAAUGACAAGGAAUUUUAUUUAAGGAUGUAACUAUUUAUACCUCAUAUUUUUACCUCAUUUGCUGGAUUUUUGUUGAUUGUAAAUAUGAUUACCUAAUAUUCAGAGUGAGCAGUUCUGAUGCAGUUUAAAAAAAGUAUGUGGUUAAUGUUUUCAUUAUUUCUUGUACAAAAUUUAUUUUUUCUUUGUCAUAUUAUGAAAUGCACUAAUAAAGAUUACA
Molecule: messenger RNA, 6193 nt
Organism: Pristis pectinata (smalltooth sawfish)
Lineage: Eukaryota; Metazoa; Chordata; Chondrichthyes; Rhinopristiformes; Pristidae
Product: stAR-related lipid transfer protein 13-like
Exons: 19
Coding region: 512-4651 (1379 amino acids)
Biological process (GO): actin cytoskeleton organization; signal transduction; regulation of Rho protein signal transduction
Molecular function (GO): GTPase activator activity; lipid binding; protein binding
Source: RefSeq, a predicted model, not a curated record